This is a messenger RNA of Erythranthe guttata (spotted monkey flower), 1480 nucleotides long. RefSeq names its product G-box-binding factor 4. Gene Ontology annotation, molecular function: DNA-binding transcription factor activity. NCBI's taxonomy places the organism in Eukaryota, Viridiplantae, Streptophyta, Magnoliopsida, Lamiales, Phrymaceae. Gene Ontology annotation, biological process: positive regulation of DNA-templated transcription. Gene Ontology annotation, cellular component: nucleus. The record is from RefSeq and is a predicted model, not a curated record.
UUUAUAAAUGGACCUCUCAUACGCGGACACGUAACCACCUCCCCCUUCCUCCCUCGGUUGCGAACCAAAUUAUCAUCCCAAAACCCUAGGUAGCUACCUGCACACACUCUCACACCACAAUCAUCACGCACUCCUCUGUAUAUUCCAUUUUUGUGCUCGAAUAUUUUAUUAAUUUAAUCAUAUAUAUAUAUAUAUACACACACAGAGAGACACACGUUUGUUGAUACAGACAAAAAGACGUAUAGAAAAUCAAAGAGAUUUGGGAUGAUCGACCUCCAUUAAAAUUCAAUCAAUCAAUUAUCGAGCUAAGUGUAAGUAAUGCAAUGGCGUCGUCCAAAUUAAUGGCUUCUUCUUCUUCAACAUCGCGCGAUUCGGAUCUCAAGCGCAAAAUUUCGGCUUGCUCUUCCACUUCCGCCGCGGAGUUUCUCAGAAUUGAUAGCAAUGCGGCGAUGGUGGUGAACGGGUUCUCGGAUCCGGGUCAGGGUCAUCCGCCGGUUGUUGGGAUCACGCUUCUAGAUGCGUCCGGAGCUGUGACUCCGAUCAGCGAAGCCGAAUUGGAUGAUGAUUCACCGAGGGCAGUUAGAAAAACUGUGGAUGAUGUUUGGAAGGAGAUUAUAGCAGGGAAGAAGAAGAAGAAUAGGCAGAAUCCUAAAGAGGAGAUGAUGACGUUGGAAGAUUUUUUGGUGAAGGCCGGUGCGGUGGAGGUGGAGGAGGAGGAGGCGGCGGCAUCGGCAUCGGCGGCAACGGGGGGAAUUGUGGAGGUGAAGGAUGAGGGAUCGAGCGGCGGUGGAAUUUAUUCGUAUGAGAGUAAUUCUGGUGUGAGUUUGGAUAUUGGAGGUUUGGGUAGAGUGAGAGGGAAGAGGAGUUUGAGUUUGUUGGAACCGAUGGAUAAGGCGGCGCAGCAAAGGCAGAGGAGGAUGAUUAAGAACAGGGAAUCUGCCGCUAGGUCUAGAGAGCGUAAGCAGGCGUAUCAAGUGGAAUUGGAGUCGAUGUCGUUGAGACUAGAGGAAGAAAACGAGCAACUGUUAAAAGAGAAGGCCAUGCGGACAAAGAAGAGGCUUGAACAGCUUAUGGAGAAUGUGAUUCCUGUAGUGGAGAGACGAAGGCCACCACCAUGCCUGCGUAAAAUUCGUUCGAUGCAGUGGUAAAAUCCUAAAAUAGACGAUGACUCGAAAUUGCCCUCUUUCUGACAUAGGACAAAGGUAAGAUUAUCUAGCAAAUGUUAAACUGUAUUAGUUCUCGAAUUUGAGUGAUAAAUAGCAAUAGAAAUAGGAUCGGAAUCGAAUAUUGUUUGAUGAAAAUUAGUCGGAGAUACGAGAAACUCCAUCGAAUUACAGCUUAUAAAUCCCCAUUGUUAAUUAUAUUCGGAGAGGGAUGCAUGCUGCUCUGCCAGCUAUAUAUUCUCAUGUAUACUUGUUAAUGCUUGUAUCUGUAAACAAAUUCAAUAUUUUGUUGUUUAUUUAAAUUUUAAUUUUAUCAA